Nerophis lumbriciformis (worm pipefish) is the source of this 687-nucleotide messenger RNA. Lineage: Eukaryota; Metazoa; Chordata; Actinopteri; Syngnathiformes; Syngnathidae. The record is from RefSeq and is a predicted model, not a curated record.
AUGUUUGAGGAACAGGCCACCAAGGUGAAGAUCACAUCGGCGGUGAUCGUGGUAGGCAUGUCGGCUAUGUUAGCAGCCGUGGCAAGCGACCACUGGGCCGUCCUCAGCCCUCGGGUGGACAAGCUCAACGUCAGCUGCCAGGCCGCCCACUUCGGCCUGUGGAGGCUAUGCAAGAAAAGCAUCUUCAUGGUGGAGGAGGACCCGCAGGGCAAAGGCUGUGGACCCAUUGGUUUACCUGGAGCCAAGAACUGCUCCUACUUCAAACACUUCACGUCAGGAGAAGAAGCCGAAGUUUUUGAAGUCAAGACACAGAAGGAGUACAACAUUUCGGCGGCGGCCAUCGCCGUUUUCAGCUUGUUCUUCAUGAUCCUGGGCACGCUGUGCGUCAUCUUCUCCUUCGGGAAGGCCCGCGACUACCUGCUCCGGCCCGCCGGGAUGUUCUUCGCCUUUGCAGGCCUGUGCAUCAUCAUCUCGGUGGAAGUCAUGCGUCAGUCGGUGAAGAGGAUGAUCGACAGCGACGAAACCAUUUGGAUCGAGUACUACUAUUCGUGGUCGUUUACGUGCGCCUGCGCCUCCUUCACACUUCUUAUCCUCAGCGGGGCGGCGCUCCUUCUCAUCUCCAUGCCGCACAUGCCCAGAAACCCCUGGGAAACCUGCAUGGACGCCGAGCCUGACGUCCUGGAUUAG